Saccharomyces eubayanus is the source of this 1752-nucleotide messenger RNA. It is a transcript of the gene MMP1, whose product is annotated as S-methylmethionine permease MMP1. The record is from RefSeq and is a predicted model, not a curated record. NCBI's taxonomy places the organism in Eukaryota, Fungi, Ascomycota, Saccharomycetes, Saccharomycetales, Saccharomycetaceae. Gene Ontology annotation, molecular function: amino acid transmembrane transporter activity. The coding region runs from base 1 to 1752 and encodes 583 amino acids. Gene Ontology annotation, biological process: amino acid transmembrane transport. Gene Ontology annotation, cellular component: membrane. The transcript has a single exon.
AUGAUUGACUCUAAAUCUGCCAAAAUUUCAGAGGUGCAGUUCAGCACUAGUGUUGUAAGUACGCCCUCAUCAGACACAACUAACCUAGUUCACAGAUUCAAGAACUCUUUCAAACGAAAGGACGCAUCAGUAAUUCAAGAUGGUCUGCUGUAUUCUGAGCUUUCGGAGGAAGAAAAAGUACAGUGGGACUUAGCCAAUCAGCCUUAUAAAAAGGUUCUAGAUCAAAGACACUUAACAAUGAUAGCUAUCGGAGGUACCCUGGGGACAGGACUUUUUAUUGGAUUAGGGGAAUCGCUAGCAUCCGGCCCUGGUUCUUUGCUUAUUGGGUUCUUGCUGGUGGGAGCAUCGAUGCUUUGCGUUGUUCAAUGUGGAGCUGAACUUUCAUGCCAGUAUCCUGUCUCUGGAUCUUAUGCUCUACACGCGAGUAGGUUCAUAGACCCGUCUGCGGGUUUCAGUGUUGGAAUUAAUUAUUUGUUGAUGUGGCUUAUAUCUUUCCCCAGUGAGUUAGUUGGAUGUUCACUUACCAUGUCUUAUUGGGCUCCCUCCGUCAACCCUGCGGUAUGGGUUGCCAUCGCUUUUACCUUGAGCAUGUUAUUGAACCUUUUUGGAGCAAGGGGAUUCGCAGAAUCAGAGUUCUACAUGUCGAUCUUCAAAAUUGUUGCACUUUUCAUCUUUAUAAUCAUUGGGAUUAUUUUAAUUGCAGGUGGUGGCCCUGAAUCAACUGGCUAUAUCGGUACGAAAUACUGGCACGACCCAGGUUCUUUUGCUCCUCCGGCUUUUAAAAAUUUCUGUAAUACUUUCGUUUCUGCAGCAUACUCAUUUAGUGGUACCGAGAUGGUUGUUCUAACUAGUGCUGAGGCCAGAAAUGUUUCGUCGGUGUCUCGGGCUGCUAAGGGUACCUUCUGGAGAAUUGCGGUCUUUUACAUCGUUACUGUGAUUAUUAUUGGUUGUCUGGUCCCUUAUAAUGAUCCUCGUUUGAUUAAUGGUUCUUCAAGUGAGGAUAUUACUGCUUCUCCCUUUGUGAUUGCUUUAAGUAACACCGGUGCCAUGGGGACAAGAGUGUCACAGUUUAUGAAUGCGGUCAUCCUAAUAGCUGUGUUUUCCGUUUGUAACUCCUGUGUCUAUGCCUCUUCUAGGCUUAUUCAAGGUCUUGCUACAGCAGGUCAGCUUCCAAAGAUUUGCGGCUAUAUGGACAGAAAUGGUAGGCCUUUAGUUGGUAUGGCGAUAUGUGGUGCUUUUGGACUUUUAGGCUUUUUGGUUGUUUCUAAAGACCAGGGUACUGUUUUUACCUGGUUGUUUGCGUUGUGUUCUAUUUCCUUUUUUACAACUUGGUUCUGUAUCUGCUUUUGUCAAAUCAGAUUCAGGAUGGCUAUGAAAGCCCAAGGAAAAUCGGAUGAUGACAUUAUUUACAAGUCACCAUUAGGAAUCUGUGGAGGAGUUGUCGGAUGUACUUUAAACGUGUUGCUAGUUAUCGGGGAAAUAUACGUAUCAGCUGCGCCGGUAGGCAUGCCUAGCUCUGCCGCUAAUUUCUUUGAAUAUUGUAUGAGUAUUCCAAUAAUGAUUGCUGUCUACAUCGGACACAGGAUUUACCGCAAAGAUUGGAGGCACUGGUACAUUAAGCGGGAAGAUAUCGACCUUGACAGCGGACAUUCCAUGGAGGAUUUGGAAGCCACCAAACUGAGAAGGGAUCUAGAGAAGGAAUAUGUUGCUUCCAGACCAUUUUACUACAGGAUUUACAGAUUUUUCUGCUAA